GUUCUGCAGCUCAUUAAAAUAAAAUCUUCAGACUGAUAACCCCUUUUGCUUUUUCUCCUUCUCUAUCACCCUCUGAUAAGCUCUCUGCAACUGGUUACACAUUUACCAUGUCUGCGAUGGACCCGGAGGACAAGUAUCCCUCGUCGAAUGUGAGGGUCGCAACUGGAAGUGAUGAAUCUUCCAAACAGUCCAAGAAGGAUGAUCAUGGAAUCGUUCUUAUUCCUCAACCGACCGAUGACCCGGAAGAUCCAUUAAACUGGCCCCUCCCCAAGAAGAUUCUCAUCUUCGCCUGUAUCUGCUUGGCCGGUUUCGCGGGUCAGAUGUCGCCCAAUUCGAACCAGCUCACCUUCGUUUACCAAAUCCCAGCAUACCACAAGACUCAAACCGACCUCCUCAACUCAGUCGCAGCAGGGCUGGCAGGAUGGGUCGCAGGCCCAUUCUUUAUUGUCCCUCUUGUGGCCGUGGUCGGUCGCAGCUCGGUAGUGCUCUGGAGUCUGGUGGCCAUCUUUGUCUGUCAGAUCUGGGCUGCCGAGAUGACGGGUCCGAAUGACUACAUUUCAUUCACCAUCUCCCGACUCUUCUGUGGUAUGUUCGGCGGUAUCCCUGCUAUUCUGGGUAGCGGCUACAUUAUGGAUAUGUUCUUUCUCCACCAGCGGGGUAAGGCAUUUGCCAUCUUCGAAGUCCUUAUCAUCUUUGCUGUAGUCGGUGGCGGUACACUAGGCGGUUUCAUUGCGGAGCAUAAGCCUUGGAACUAUGUUUUUUGGUGGACUUUAGGCCCUGUUGGCGCUGCCAUUCUCGCUGUGUUCUUCUUCGUUGAGGAUACCACUUUCCUUAGGGACCCUUCAAUGCCAAAACGCGCUGCCCUUCCAAAGGGCUGGCUUGCAAAUCGCAUCGCCACCUAUUUACCGGGGUCGAGAACGCAGCCCUCAGGCAAGGGUAAAGAGUUUGUCCGAAAAGCAAUCAUCCCCCUCCAGAUCACCUUCACCCCCAUCACCCUCCUAACAGGAACCUACAUUUUCAUCGCCCUCGGCCUCCCCAUCAUGCAAGCCUCCACACUCGCCACCUACCUGGAGCCCCCAGAGGAAGCAGGCGGCUACGGCUUCUCCUCCCUCCAAAUGGCCUUCUUCACCAUGACAGCCUGGGUAGGAAUCAUCAGCGCCCAAGUCUACGGCUUCUUCUUCAACGACAAGACGCCCCUCUGGCUUGCCCGUCGCCGCGGCGGAACCUGGCACACAGAGUACCGGCUCUCCAACACGAUCCUACCCAGCAUCAUCCUCCCCAUCGGACUGGGCAUCUACGGCGCCGGUCUUGAAUACCACCUACAUUUCAUGGUUCUAGCUCUGGGCUCAUUCCUAGUCUGGUUCGGCGCUAUGCUCGCUCUCCCCGUCUGUUAUAAUUAUAUCAUAGAGUGCUUCCUGAAUAAUCCCGUCGAGGCAUCGGUGUCGCUGAACGCAUACCGGGUCUCGUUCGGACUGAUGUCCGUGUUCAUCGUCACGCAGUGGCAGUCUUCUGUGGGUGUAGGCUGGAUGUGGGGCAUGGGGGCGUUUCUGAUUAUUUUUGUCGAUCUUAUUAUGGCGGGGAUUAUUCUGAAGGGCCAUUUGGUUAGGAAGUGGACUUCGACGUUGAGUAGUUCCUUGGAUGUUACGGAGGAUGGGGAAAAUAUUAGUGCGAAGAAGGUGGAUGGGGUAUGAGAUUUGAUGGCUCUGAAUUCUCUUGGGGGAUUAUAUUGAUGGGACUGUCCAAAAGUUCUUGUAAUUUUAGAUAGAUCAUAGAUUAGUUGUUUCAUGGGGAGAUUAUAUAGCCUAAAGUGGUGUCAAGGUGGUUUUGUUCGAGCUCUUUCGCAUAGUAUUCUUAUUACCUUCCAACCAUGUUCGUGUUCC
Aspergillus alliaceus is the source of this 1880-nucleotide messenger RNA. Its product is annotated as synaptic vesicle transporter. Gene Ontology annotation, biological process: transmembrane transport. NCBI's taxonomy places the organism in Eukaryota, Fungi, Ascomycota, Eurotiomycetes, Eurotiales, Aspergillaceae. The transcript is spliced from 3 exons. Bases 108 to 1691 code for a protein of 527 amino acids. Gene Ontology annotation, molecular function: transmembrane transporter activity. The record is from RefSeq and is a predicted model, not a curated record.